This is a messenger RNA of Schistosoma margrebowiei, 2201 nucleotides long. NCBI's taxonomy places the organism in Eukaryota, Metazoa, Platyhelminthes, Trematoda, Strigeidida, Schistosomatidae. The record is from the annotation of a GenBank genome assembly.
GGUCGUGGUACAUUUAAACCUGAUGGCAUCGUGGGAGGAUCAAUUGGGUCCAAGUGGUUCUGUUACUGCCAAGUUAUCUCAGUUGGAUGUAAAUGCACCAGAGUUUAUACCUGGUCAGCCAUUUUAUUACAAACCUACGGAAUUGAUUUCUUGUAAUACGGAAAGUGAACCAUCUACCCAAACCGUAAAAUUCAUUAAUGUGCUUGAUGAAGAAACAGAAGUUGGACCUGAAAAAGAUGAAGACCUCCCCAAAAAUACCAUAGCUAUCGCUCCGGACAAAGACACACUUAAUUUGGUAUUUAUUGGACACGUCGAUGCUGGAAAAUCAACAAUUGGGGGUCACCUACUGUACCUGACAGAUAUGGUAGACAAAAGAACUCUGGAGAAGUAUGAGCGUGAAGCAAGAGAAAAGAAUCGAGAGAGUUGGUAUUUGUCAUGGGCUUUGGAUACAAACCCUGAGGAACGCGAUAAAGGUAAAACGGUUGAAUGUGGUCGAGCCUACUUCGAAACCUCUAAAAAGCGAUUUGUCUUAAUUGAUGCUCCUGGUCACAAAUCCUUCGUACCCAACAUGAUAUCAGGUGCAGCAAUUGCCGACAUCGCCAUACUUGUGAUAUCGGCUAGGCGUGGUGAAUUCGAAACGGGGUUUGACAAAGGCGGACAAACCAGAGAGCACGCUUUGUUAGUGAGAACUACCGGUGUUAAACACUUAAUUGUGUUAGUCAAUAAAAUGGAUGAUCCAACCGUUUUGUGGGAUGAAACUCGUUACAUGGAAUGCAAGGACAAAAUUUUACCAUAUCUAAAGAAGAUAGGGUUUGACAUAAAGAAUGACGUAUAUUGUAUGCCGUGCUCAGGAUAUAAUGGAGCGUUUCUUCGGGAUAUUCCAGACGAAUCAGUCUGCUCAUGGUAUAGAGGUCCUAGUUUACUGGAGCACCUCGAUAAUCUCCCCAGCUUUCCACGGAAUACAGACGGCCCUUUAAGAUUUACCGUCACCGACAGAUACAAAGAAAUGGGUACAUUUGCCUCUGGGAAAGUUGAAUCUGGAUCAAUAUCGAAAGGCCAAACGAUAGUAUUAUUACCCAAUAAAUUGAACGUGGAAGUUAUGCAGGUGUAUAUCGGAGAUGUGGAAGUCAAUUGUGCUUCUGCUGGAGAACAUUGUAAGUUAAAACUGAGGAAUAUUGACGAGGAAGAUAUCAAUCCUGGUUUUUGUUUUUGUUCCCCGAAUAAUUUCUGCCAGGUUUCAAAUCUAUUUGAUGCACAUCUACUGAUUAUGCAGUAUGACUCUAUCAUUUCUUCAGGUUUUAUGGCUGUGCUUCAUAUUCACACAUGUAUGAAAGAAGUAUCUAUUCGUAAGAUCAUCUGUCUAUUAGACAAAAAGACUAAUGAAAAAACGAAAAUAUAUCCCAGGUUUAUCAAAGCAGGUGAUGCUGCUAUUGUACGAUUUGAGGUUUUAGGUGGACCAAUUUGUCUAGAAACAUUUCAAAACUUUCCACCACUAGGACGUUUCACUUUACGUGAUAAAGGGGAAACAAUUGCCAUUGGAAAAGUUGUUAAAAUUUUAAACCCUUCUGACCAGUGAAAUUAUGUAUGUUUUGAUCCACAAAAAGCAUUAUUAUCCAAAUUCGUAAAUAUGGUAUUUAUAUUUGAUCUUUUUCACUCGAAUGUGAUUUGAAGUUGUCAAGUCUCCACUUGUACUAAUUUAAGUAUUUUCUGCUCUGGUGUUCGUUUUUUUAUCAGUUUAUUCAAAUCGUAUUAUUUAUGUUAUUAUUAAAAUAGUUUUUUAUUAACAAAGGUAAAAUCUAUAGUUUGGAUGAACAAGAUAAAGUUUUGUUGGAAUAAGCCCCAUUGGUGUAUUGAAUGUUUUCGAAUGUGCUGUAUGCAAAACGUUUUUCGAUUAUAAAGUGAAAAAUAAUCAAAUUGUCAAAAUAUCUUGGAAAUUUAUUCAGAUCGUAGAUAGCUAAUUAUUGCUGUUUUUCUGAAGGAUUGGCCAGCUAAAUCCAUCUUGCCAUAUUUUAACUUUUAAAUCCCAGUUCUGUUACUAUUAACUUGCUACGAAUAAUUGAUUUAAAUAUUUUGAAGUGAAACUGUUAAUGAGCUGUCUAACUUUAUUGUUGCUAAUUAUAGAGCUAAAGAGCAAUUUCUGUAAUUAGUAGGAAUGUUUCUUGCUGACCGUUUCGGAAAAUCAAAUAUCAGUAAUGAAAGAC